This is a messenger RNA of Galleria mellonella (greater wax moth), 2346 nucleotides long. Its product is annotated as gastrula zinc finger protein XlCGF26.1-like. The record is from RefSeq and is a predicted model, not a curated record. Gene Ontology annotation, cellular component: nucleus. Bases 305 to 2302 code for a protein of 665 amino acids. NCBI's taxonomy places the organism in Eukaryota, Metazoa, Arthropoda, Insecta, Lepidoptera, Pyralidae. The transcript has a single exon.
UCUGCCGCAGUCUACCUAUUCUCUUUUAUAUUCCUUCUCUGACAAUCGGUUGUUAUUUUUACAACCACUUGUUGCAGUACCUUGUAUAAGAGACUCGUACUAGAGACGUAAAUUUCCAGCAAACUUUCAGUGUGUACCCUCUAUAGUAAACACGAGGCGACCUCAGAACUAUCCCACUAGGACUACGUCAAGACCUGAUAACCACUGUGUUUUAAUGAUGUCACAACACGUUUAGUGGGUACCCUGACCACAGAGGUACAGGUCAUAUGUAUUCGCAGUGUCCACAGCGCAUGGCAGAUCAAAUAUGGCUACACAAGAUGAGAAUUUGCAUGUCUCCGACAACACCCAACAGCAGGUGACUCCACAUCAUGAAGAGCGUCCAGACUACUUCAAUGUUAUGAAUGCCACACAGGAACCGUUGAUUGAACAAGAUGAGUUUCAGCAUGGCAUAGUCGGAGUGGUAGUUGAUAAUGAGACAAAUGAGCUCUUGAAUUUCUAUGAGGCUUAUGUAAAGGAGAAAGAGGCCGAAACAGAACCUACAGUUGUACAAGGAGGGACCACCUUUCGAAGCACUGAACAUUCAACACCUGAUUCUGAACGAGUUCCACAUAAUGAAGAUGAGGAGCGUAAUGUAUUUGAAUCUGAGCACCAGAGGAGAAGAAUAUCAUGUGAUACAGUUUAUUCAUGUGAGGUAUGCAGUGAGACAUUCAACUCCUACAAUACACUGGAAUGCCAUAUGUCAGUCCAUAAUAAACAGGAAAUAUAUUCGUCUAAUGUAAAGCCAUACACUUGUGAUGUAUGUAGUAAAUGUUUUAACCAUAAAUCAGCAUUGCAACGGCAUUUUAUUAUACAUACUGGUGAGAAGCCAUAUAGUUGUGAUGUAUGUAAUAAGUGUUUUAAUAGAAAAUCAACACUGCAACAGCAUUUGUGGAUACAUAAUGGUAAGAAGCCGUAUAGUUGUAAUGUAUGUAAUAAGUGUUUUAAUACAAAAGCAACACUGCAACAGCAUUUGACGACACAUAGUGGUAAGAAGCCAUAUAGUUGUAAUGUAUGUAAUAAGUGUUUUAAAAGAAAAGCAACACUGCAACAGCAUUUGACGACACAUAGUGGUAAGAAGCCAUAUAGUUGUGAUGUAUGUAGUAAAUGUUUUAACCAUAAAUCAACAUUGUAUCGGCAUAUGUUGAUACAUGUUGGUGGGAAACCUUAUAAUUGUGAUGUAUGUAAUAAGUGUUUUAAUAGAAAAUCAACUCUGCAACAGCAUUUGUCGACACAUAGUGAAAAGAAAUCAUAUAGUUGUGAUGUAUGUAGUAAAUGUUUUAAUACAAAAUCAACAUUGCAAGUGCAUUUAUCGACACAUAGUGGAAAGAAACCUAUUAGUUGUGGUAUAUGUAGUAAAUGUUUUAACAGAAAAUCAUCAUUGAAAUACCAUUUGUUGACACAUACAGGUGAUAAGCCAUAUAGUUGUGAUGUAUGUAGUAAAUGUUUUAAUACAAAAUCAACACUGCAAGUGCAUUUGUCGACACAUAGUGGAAAGAAACCAUUUAGUUGUGAUGUAUGUAGUAAAUGUUUUAAGAUAAAAUCAUAUUUGCGACAGCAUUUGUCGACACAUAGUGGUAAGAAGCCAUUUAGUUGUGAUGUAUGUAGUAAAUGUUUUAAUAGAAAAUCAACACUGCAAGUGCAUUUUUUGACACAUAGUGGAGAGAAACCAUUUAGUUGUGAUGUAUGUAGUAAAUGUUUUAAUAGAAAAUCAAGAUUGAAAUACCAUUUGUUGACACAUAGUGGUAAGAAGCCAUAUAGUUGUAAUGUAUGUAGCAAAUGUUUUAAUAGAAAAUCAACUCUGCAAGAGCAUUUGUCGACACAUAGUGGAAAGAAGCCAUAUGGUUGUGAUGUAUGUAGCAAAAAUUUUAACAGAAAAUCAACAUUGCAAAAGCAUUUGUUGAUACAUACUGGUGAAAAGCCAUAUAGUUGUAAUGUAUGUAGCAAAUGUUUUAAUAGAAAAUCAACUCUGCAACAGCAUUUGUCGACACAUAGUGGAAAGAAGCCAUAUAAUUGUGAUGUAUGUAACAAAUGUUUUAACAUAAAAUCAACAUUGAAAAAGCAUUUGUUGAUACAUACUGGUGAUAAGCCAUAUAGUUGUAAUGUAUGUAGUAAGUGUUUUAACAGAAAAGCAACAUUGAAAAAGCAUUUGUUGAUACAUAAUGGUGAGAAGCCAUAUAGUUGUGAUGUAUGUAGUAAAUGUUUUAACCAAAGAUCAAAUCUGCAACGGCAUAUGUUGAUACAUACUGGUGAUAAGCCGUAUUAAAUGUAUAAUUCAUGUAGGUGUAAGUAUUUGUAAGACAAGAUAAA